UUAGGCUCCUUCGAAGACCCCACAGACUCUCGCACCUCUGGCUCCGCCCGCCUAGUUUUUCCCGCCUUUUCGGGCCUCGGGGUGGUUGCCAGUGCCAGUUGAGGGAAAAGGGCGACCCCCAUCGCCUCACAAGCCAGAUCCUUCAGGAUGGAUUGGUUUCACUGUAAUCAAUGCUUCCGAAAAGAUGGCACCCAUUUCUUUGUAACCAGCUGUGGCCAUAUUUUCUGUAAAAAAUGUGUGACUAAAGAAAAAUGUGCUGUAUGUGGAGCUGCCUGCAAGCAUCUGGCUCUCUCUGAUAAUCUAAAACCUCAGGAGAAGAUGUUUUUUAAGAGCCCUGUGGAGACAGCUCUGAAGUAUUUUAGUCACAUCUCACAGCAGGUAUGGAGUUUCCAGAAGAAACAGACAGAUCUGCUUAUCACCUUUUAUAAACACAGACUUUCUAAGUCAGAAGCCGCCAUGCAGGAGGCCCAACGGACAGUGGCCAGUCAGGACAAGGAGCUAGUAGUCCUAAGGAAGGAAAAUGGGGAGCUGAAGAAAUUCCUGGCCAUCCUGAAGGAGUCUCCUAGCCGAUGCCAAGGAAGCAGGUCUACCACUCCCCGGCCAGUAGGCAUCACUUCCCCGUCACAAUCAGUUACUCCACGACCCAGUUCCCAGCACAGCAACCAGGUAGUCAGUCGAUCUUCUUCCUUGGAAUCCAUUCCAUACAGAGUGCCUGGCUUUGGUAGCUUUGGUCAGCAGGGCAACAGAGGCCUGCAGGGAAGAAAUACUCCCAGGGAAUCUUAUGCAGACACUCCUUCACCAGCUUCUACUAAUAGCCUAUCUUAUUGGGCUCUCUCUGCUUCCUCAGGACCAGGGAUUUCCUCUGUCAGGCCUUAUCUAGAUGGUAUUGGUGGGAAUACAGGUCUCACGCCCAGCAGCUCAAGCCAGAGUGUUGGUAGAUCAGCACCAGAGACUCCUGUGGCUUUCCAGCUACCAGUCCUGCAGCUCCAGGUCACCUCCCAGACACCUCAAUUGCAUCAAAGUAGGUUCUCCACCAACAGAGGCCGAUGCGAUUAGUGAGAGUGAGGCAUGGGCCUUUCCCUGCUUUUGGAUCAAACUCUUCCCUAUGUCCCCAUACUAUCCUGUAUAUGUUGCCAGUGGGACACACUAUAGUUGUAGUUAAUCUUCUUCAGGAUGUUCCCAGAGUGUUAAAAAAAAAAAAAGAUCUCUUAAUCCUUCUUGCUUUCAAGGUACACUGUUAUCUACUCAAAGAUUCCUUUGCUUUUUGGGUAUCUGGGAAAAGAGGCAGACCUAAGAUACUUCUAUAUAUGGGUGCUUUGGAAAGAUGGCUAUUUUUCCUCCCACAGGUCACAUGUAAAUAUUAUUAUCUCAUGCAGUUGCAGUUGAAAUGCAGGAUGUAAACAGGCCCCAGUACAAACGUGGUGAACACAUAUUCACCAACUACACUUCAAAAUUGUUUCAUUUCUUAGUUCAGGGUAGCAUUUCCCAUGGCCAGGAGCAAGCCCUCAGCAUUAGAUUCAGUUCUUCCUCUCUCUACUUUGUCCUGUGCUUACAUAUUAUAUCCAUAUACUUGUAGCCCCUUUUAUGCCUAGUUACUAUUAA
Molecule: messenger RNA, 1602 nt
Organism: Vombatus ursinus (common wombat)
Lineage: Eukaryota; Metazoa; Chordata; Mammalia; Diprotodontia; Vombatidae
Gene: RNF212B
Product: ring finger protein 212B
Exons: 16
Coding region: 148-1056 (302 amino acids)
Biological process (GO): reciprocal meiotic recombination; protein sumoylation; homologous chromosome pairing at meiosis
Cellular component (GO): synaptonemal complex
Molecular function (GO): SUMO transferase activity
Source: RefSeq, a predicted model, not a curated record